This is a messenger RNA of Phlebotomus argentipes, 1044 nucleotides long. RefSeq names its product tRNA selenocysteine 1-associated protein 1 (gene Secp43). The transcript is spliced from 2 exons. Gene Ontology annotation, molecular function: RNA binding. Bases 72 to 1022 code for a protein of 316 amino acids. The record is from RefSeq and is a predicted model, not a curated record. NCBI's taxonomy places the organism in Eukaryota, Metazoa, Arthropoda, Insecta, Diptera, Psychodidae.
UUUUGAUUCUGGGCUCUUCGUGUUUUGGGUGAAUAAAAGGAAUUCUACACGGAGAAGAGCAUCAAAUAAGGAUGAACAGCGUUGUGCAUUGUCAGCUCUGGAUGGGCAGCCUUGAGCCCUACAUGACGGAGAACUUUAUCAUGGCAGCCUUCCAGAAGAUGGGCGAGGACCCCCAGACGGUCAAGCUGAUGCGCAACAAGUACACAGGCGAGCCGGCGGGAUACUGCUUCGUGAACUUCCUGAAUGACGAGCAGGCCGUGGAUGCCAUGCACAAGUUGAAUGGCAAGCCGAUUCCGGGCACGAAUCCCAUCGUGCGCUUCCGCCUGAACAGCGCCAGCAACCAGAGCAAGGCGCUGGGGGCGAUGGAGAGGGAGUUCUCCGUGUGGGUGGGCGAUUUGAGCUCCGACGUGGAUGACUACAAUCUCUAUCGCGCCUUCUCCAGCAAGUACACCUCCAUCAAGACGGCCAAAGUGAUCCUGGACAGCUCGGGCUUCUCCAAGGGCUACGGCUUCGUGCGCUUCGGACUGGAGGACGAGCAGAAGAACGCCCUGUACGAGAUGAAUGGCCACAUUGGGCUGGGCAGUCGUCCGCUGAAGAUCUGCAAUGCCGUGCCUAAGCCUAAAGGCUCCACGACGGCCACAAGUCCCGCCACGCCGUCCGCCACGAGCAUCCUGCAGAGCGCGUACGGCAGCACAGACUACUCGCAGUACUACGAUCCGUCGUACUGGCAGGGCUACGCCUGGCAGGGAUACUACGACCAGCAGCAGGGCGCCGACGCCACGGCGUACUAUCACCAGGCCAUGACGCACCACGGCUCCGGCCAUGUCGCCGCCCAGGGCGACUGGACGCACCAUCAUGCGUACGAGGCGCCGCACGAGGACGAGGACAUGACGCUGGUGGAGCACAAAUUCACCCUGGACGCCGACAAACUCAACCGCGAAACCGUGGAUCGCGACAGGAAUCUCUGGGACGCCGUGGAGAGCUCCAAGUGGCUGCCCAUUGAGCAGCUGGAAGUGUUUUAAAAUACACACAGAGCAUUUCGGA